AUGCACUAAUUAGGAAAAUCUGGGAAAUCAAAGAGUUUUAAGGACUAUUCAAUUCUAAAAAAGGUUCAAUCUUUAUCAAGGCAUGAUGAUGCAGAAGUAGAUAAAUUAAGCAUCUUAAAAUAGAAAAGUUUUGAUUUAACAACUAGAAGAAAUAGCUCUAUUUUAACUUAAGAAUUUUUUAAUCAAUCAGGUUAAAUCCAACGUAUUACAAUAAUUAAAAAGUAUUUUCAGAUUAUAUAUUCAUCUAGUCCCAAUCAAUACAUAGAAAUGAAUUCAUUAUAAUAAAAGAUCUGGGAGAGGAUUUAAAAAUAUUCAUAAAAAUUAAUUGUAUUCAAUAUAUUAAUCAAUAUUAUAGGAUGAUUAAAGUAAUUUAUAAAUUAUUGUAUUGAAACCAGAUUAAGAAUAUGAAUUUGUGUUUAACAUAUCAAAAUUAUCUUGUUUUUCCAAAAUUAAAUAAUUAACUAAUAGUUUAUCAAGCCAUUUUUAUUCACUAACUAAUGUUUGUAAUUUAUUAAUCAAUAAUUUUAAGAAUUAUAAGACCCUUAUUUAUCAAUGCUAAUAGGAAAAAUUAAAACACAAAAAUUAGACAAUGAAAUGAGAUUAUUUGAGUUGUUAAAUAUCAUUAUGAAUGGAAAGAAGCUAUUAGUUCUACAAAGUAACAUUUAUAGUGAUGUUUGA
This is a messenger RNA of Paramecium sonneborni, 678 nucleotides long. NCBI's taxonomy places the organism in Eukaryota, Ciliophora, Oligohymenophorea, Peniculida, Parameciidae. The record is from the annotation of a GenBank genome assembly.